UCUGAUAUAGCUUUGAUUAGACAACUGACCUGGUUACCAUCUGUAGCUAUAAGAAAAGAGGCUGACAUUUUUGGAACAUUAUCUCCAGAAACUGAACGUCUCCAACUCUCUGGCAACACAUUUUUUUUUCUGUAAGAGAAACAUAAACCAGAGCUAAAGAUACACUACUUGAAACAAGCUGUGAACGGGGAAGUCUCCCCCGCGCACACACUUUCCUUCCUUUGCUUCAAACAAGCCAUGUCUUGACUUUAAAAAAUCAGCUAUUUGAUAUUUCCAAAGAGGGAACUCCUUAAAACAUUGUAGAGGAAAUCUCUCUGGGCUGAUCAUUUCUCCCCCUCUUCUCUCCUCUUUCUCACACACGCUUGCACAUACACACACAGAGUUUUGCGCACCGCACUAUGGUGGUGCAGGCAGCUGUGACUCCAAGCAGGAGCCGAAAACUUUUCUUUAAAAUACCGUAUGGAUCCCUGAGAAGACCAAGUGCCGAAAGGAUGACAGAGGGCCGCCGGUGUCAAGUGCACCUCCUUGAUGACAGGAAGCUGGAACUCCUUGUGCAGCCAAAGCUUUUGGCCAAGGAGCUGCUUGACCUGGUGGCAUCCCAUUUCAAUCUGAAAGAGAAGGAAUACUUUGGAAUUGCUUUCACAGAUGAGACGGGCCAUCUGAACUGGCUUCAGCUGGACCGGAGAGUUCUGGAACAUGACUUCCCUAAAAAGUCUGGACCAGUGGUUUUGUACUUUUGUGUCAGGUUCUACAUUGAAAGCAUCUCCUACUUAAAAGACAAUGCAACCAUUGAAUUGUUUUUCUUAAAUGCAAAGUCUUGUAUUUACAAGGAGCUCAUUGAGGUUGACAGCGAAGUUGUGUUUGAAUUGGCUUCAUACAUCUUGCAGGAAGCAAAAGGAGACUUUUCAAGCAAUGAAAUCGUAAGGACAGACUUAAAGAAGCUUCCAGCUCUUCCAACACAAGCACUUAAGGAGCACCCAUCUCUUGCUUAUUGUGAGGAUCGAGUUAUUGAGCAUUACAAGAAGCUGAAUGGACAGACCAGAGGCCAAGCUAUUGUCAAUUACAUGAGCAUUGUUGAAUCGCUUCCAACAUAUGGUGUCCACUAUUACGCCGUUAAGGACAAGCAGGGAAUUCCUUGGUGGCUAGGACUGAGCUACAAAGGGAUCUUUCAGUAUGACUACCAUGACAAAGUCAAACCAAGAAAGAUCUUCCAAUGGAGGCAGCUGGAGAACCUGUACUUCAGGGAGAAGAAGUUUUCCGUGGAAGUCCAUGAUCCACGCAGGGCAUCUGUGACUAGAAGGACGUUUGGACACAGUGGCAUUGCUGUGCACACGUGGUAUGCCUGUCCUGCCUUGAUAAAGUCCAUCUGGGCUAUGGCCAUUAGCCAACAUCAGUUCUACUUGGACAGAAAGCAAAGCAAGUCUAAAAUUCAUGCGGCAAGAAGCCUGAGUGAAAUUGCAAUAGACCUGACUGAAACUGGAACAUUGAAGACCUCCAAACUAGCCAACAUGGGAAGCAAAGGAAAAAUUAUCAGCGGCAGCAGUGGAAGCCUUUUGUCAUCAGGUUCGCAAGAGUCCGAUAGCUCUCAGUCUGCCAAAAAAGACAUGUUGGCUGCCUUGAAAUCCAGACAAGAAGCUCUGGAGGAGACACUGCGCCAGCGCCUGGAGGAGCUAAAGAAGCUGUGUCUCCGAGAAGCGGAACUUACAGGAAAGUUGCCAAGAGAAUACCCCCUCGACCCAGGGGAAGAGCCCCCAAUGGUGCGAAGAAGAAUAGGUACUUCCUUUAAACUGGAUGAACAGAAACUCCUGCCAAAAGGAGAGGAAGCUGAGCUGGAACGCUUGGAGAGGGAAUUUGCCAUUCAGUCGCAGAUCACUGAAGCUGCUCGACGCCUAGCCAGCGACCCCAAUGUCAGCAAGAAGCUGAAGAAACAAAGGAAAACCUCCUACCUUAAUGCACUGAAAAAGCUUCAGGAGAUUGAAAAUGCCAUCAAUGAGUAUCGCAUCAAAUCUGGAAAGAAGCCAACGCAAAGAGCUUCCCUGAUUAUAGAUGAUGGAAAUAUUGCCAGUGAGGAUAGUUCCCUAUCGGAUGCUCUAGUUUUGGAGGAUGAAGACUCUCAGGUUACCAGCACAAUAUCCCCUUUACAGUCCCCUCACAAAGGCCUCCCUCCACGCCCGCCCUUGCAUAACAGGCCACCCCCUCCCCAGUCACUGGAGGGACUCCGGCAGAUGCACUACCACAGGAAUGACUAUGACAAGUCCCCUAUCAAGCCGAAGAUGUGGAGUGAGUCAUCCUUGGACGAACCUUACGAGAAGGUCAAGAAGCGCUCUUCACACAGCCAUUCCAGCAGUCACAAGCGGUUCCCCAGCACAGGGAGCUGUGCAGAAGGUGGAGGGAGCAACUCUCUGCAAAACAGCCCCAUUAGGAAUCUUCCCCAUUGGAACUCCCAGUCCAGCAUGCCGUCAACGCCAGACCUACGGGUACGCAGUCCACAUUAUGUGCAUUCCACUAGGUCAGUGGACAUCAGCCCUACCAGAUUGCAUAGUUUAGCACAGCACUUUAGACACAGAAGCUCCAGCUUAGAAUCCCAAGGAAAGCUCCUUGGGUCAGAAAACGAGACAGGGAGCCCCGAUUUCUACACCCCCAGGACUCGUAGCAGUAACGGCUCAGACCCCAUGGAUGACUGCUCCUCCUGCACCAGCCAUUCCAGCUCUGAGCACUACUAUCCUGCUCAGAUGAAUGCAAACUAUUCCACGCUGGCUGAGGAUUCCCCUUCCAAAGCUCGGGAGCGCCAGAGGCAGAGACACAAGUCGGCGGGGAAUCUUGUCUCCUCCAAUUCAGGUAGCAUGCCCAACCUGGCUGCCAGGAAUGGGACGGGCCACCAUGGAGUCUAUCUGCACAGCCAGAGCCAGCCUUCCUCCCAGUACAGGAUCAAAGAGUACCCACUGUACAUUGAAGGCAGUUCCACGCCUGUGGUGGUGCGCAGCCUGGAGAACGACCAGGAGGGACACUAUAGUGUGAAAGCACAAUUUAAAACAUCCAACUCGUACACGGCAGGGGGACUGUUCAAGGAGAACUGGCAUGGGGAUGAAGUAGACUCUCUAAGAUUGACUCCCUCCCGUUCUCAGAUCAUACGGACUCCAUCUCUGGGCAGAGAGGGUCACGAGAAGGGGUCAGGAAGGACAGUGGUGUCUGAUGAACUGAGGCUGUGGUACCAUCGGUCCACAGCCUCCCACAAAGACCAUAGCCGCUUGUCGCACACAAGCUCCACUUCGUCGGAUAGCAGCUCCCAGUACAGCACCUCCUCUCAAAGCACCUUUGUGGCUCACAGCAGGGUAACAAGGAUGCCUCAGAUGUGUAAAGCAACAUCAGCUGCCUUACCUCACAGCCAGAGGAGCUCCACUCCAUCGAGUGAGCUGGUAGCCACGCCACCGAGCAGCCCACAUCACAUCCUAGCCUGGCAGACUGGGAGCUACAAUGAAAGCUGUUAUCUGGAUUCUCCCAUCUAUCCAGAUCUAGCCGACGUCCAGUGGUAUGGACAGGAGAAAGCCAAGCCUGGGACGCUAGUGUGAAUCCCCUUGACCUCAGCUGUUCAAACGCAUCAAUGCCAUUCUGAAAAUCACCUCACUGCCUCUCAUUUGCCUUACCCAGAUGCACUGGCGCCUGACACGAGCUUCAAGUCAAAGCACUUUUUGCUUAAGGCAACUAAAGAAGCUAAUACUGAAACAACCACCUCUCCGUUAUAGGUCUCUACCCAGUCGAUAGUAAGUCUUGGUUAACUGCAGACAACCAUGUGCCUCACACAGCUCACCCAAGAGCAGAGGGCAGUCAACUGGAUUGAAAGAA
This is a messenger RNA of Anolis sagrei ordinatus, 3843 nucleotides long. Lineage: Eukaryota; Metazoa; Chordata; Lepidosauria; Squamata; Anolidae. The record is from RefSeq and is a predicted model, not a curated record.